This is a messenger RNA of Paramacrobiotus metropolitanus, 840 nucleotides long. RefSeq lists its product as uncharacterized. The record is from RefSeq and is a predicted model, not a curated record. Bases 170 to 592 code for a protein of 140 amino acids. The transcript is spliced from 4 exons. NCBI's taxonomy places the organism in Eukaryota, Metazoa, Tardigrada, Eutardigrada, Parachela, Macrobiotidae.
CAAUAACCAGCAUGCUAACAUGGAUAUUCUCUAGAAGGUCAUACUAGAAGGAUACUGUAGGGUUGUGCCCAGUUCUCUGUGACCUUAAUCAAACCGAAUUUACGAUUUGCACGUGUUCGUCUUUUUGAAAACUUUCGUCCAGCCACAUCAGUUCUCAGUUUUCGAAUCAAUGGCGACCAAACGGGAAAAAAUCCCGCUGACCCCACUACAAAUCGAUCAGCAGCUAAUAGAACGAGUUAAACGGUUGGAACCUGACAAGGACAUCAUAGCUAGAGAAUUUCAUGACCGUCCACCGCUUCCACGAGAAAGGGCUAUUACAAGAAAACCCAUGUCUGACCAUGAUUAUGUGGACGACAUCGACCCACCUGAAAGGUUGCUUGCAUUGUUACGCGAGCAGUUAAAGGCGCCCUACGAACGUCUUGAACUUCCUCUAACUACCGCUCAAGAAAUUGGGUUUUAUGCCACAACAAAUUUGGUCAACACUGACGGGCGAGACGAACAAUUAAAUUUUCCUCGGAAUGGCACGGAAAUCACCAUUAUUCCAGAUUUGUAUGCCAAAGACAAAACAAGGACUUCUUCAAAAAAACCAUAAAGAAAUCAUGUUACUACGCAGUCCCCAUUAAAAGCUUCGGAUUCGUAAUAUGUAGUAAUACUGUAGUAGAAGCGGAUAUCCAGUGAAAUUGGAAAUUUCGUGCUUAUCGUACGCAGUUGCACUGCAUUUGUAUACCGAAAAACUGGUCCGCGCCAAGACUAUUGUACAGGUUGCGAAAGCCUGCGAUUUCUUCUAUUCGCAAAAUAUGUUUUAUCACAGAUUCUUGUGAGCGCAUUAUCGACAAAUAA